Messenger RNA from Stegastes partitus (bicolor damselfish), 1527 nucleotides. RefSeq names its product RNA binding motif protein 17 (gene rbm17). The coding region runs from base 76 to 1341 and encodes 421 amino acids. The transcript has 13 exons. Lineage: Eukaryota; Metazoa; Chordata; Actinopteri; Pomacentridae. Gene Ontology annotation, molecular function: RNA binding. Gene Ontology annotation, cellular component: precatalytic spliceosome. The record is from RefSeq and is a predicted model, not a curated record. Gene Ontology annotation, biological process: alternative mRNA splicing, via spliceosome; mRNA cis splicing, via spliceosome.
CUGGCAAACCUUAGCUGUGUUGUUGUACCGCUGGCUUCAGCACCGUGCAGCGAGGAGGAGCACUGACUUGCAGCAAUGUCGCUGUACGAUGACCUCGGUGUGGGUGCCAGUGACACCAAGACCGAAGGAUGGUCCAAGAACUUCAAGCUGCUGCAGUCCCAGCUGAAGGUGAAGAAGGCAGCUCUGACGCAGGCCAAGACCCAGCGGAUGAAGCAGACUACUGUCUUGGCGCCUGUCAUUGAUCUAAAGAGAGGAGGUUCCAGUGAUGAGCGACAGAUCAUUGACACUCCUCCACAUGCUGCUGCUGGACUCAAGGAUGCGGUUCCCAGUGGUUUCUCUUCCGGCGACGUGCUGAUACCGUUGGCAGAUGAGUACGACCCGAUGUUCCCCAACGAUUAUGAGAAGGUGGUGAAGCGACACAGAGAGGAACGACAGCGACAGAGGGAGCAGGAGCGACAGAAGGAGAUCGAGGAGAGGGAAAAGAAGAGGAAAGACCGGCAUGACGGUGGAGCUCCGAGCGGCUUCUCUCGCUUCCCGGCGGCAGAGGAAGACUCAGAUGAGGAGGAGGAGUAUGAGAAGGAGCGGAGGAAACGAAGUAUGGGCGGAGCAGCCAUCGCCCCUCCGUCUUCACUUGUGGACAGAGAUGGCUCCGCUUCGUAUUCCUACGAGGAUGAGGGUCGCCCUGCCAGAGGCUCCAAGGCUGCCAUCCCUCCACCGAUGUACGACGACUCAGACCGGCCACGUUCACCGCCCGGCCCGACCAGCUCCUUCCUGGCCAACAUGGGGGGUACGGUGGCCCAUAAGAUUAUGCAGAAGUAUGGCUUCAAAGAAGGCCAGGGUCUGGGGAAGCACGAGCAGGGCCUGAGCACAGCGCUGUCUGUGGAGAAGACCAGCAAGAGAGGAGGGAAGAUCAUCAUAGGCGACGCAGCAGAAAAACCAGGGUCCAGCCAGUCAGGUGCUGCUGAGACUUCAAUCGGAGGCUCUGCAGCGGAUUCUUCCAAGAAGACGGAGGCUAACCCGCUCACAGAGAUCCUCAAAAACCCGACCAAAGUGGUCCUGCUGAGGAACAUGGUGGGCCGAGGAGAAGUGGAUGAAGACUUGGAAGGAGAGACCAAAGAAGAAUGCGAGAAGUACGGCAAAGUGGUGAAAUGUGUCAUUUUUGAGAUUGCAGAAGUGCCAGAUGAUGAAGCUGUCAGGAUAUUUCUGGAGUUCGAGAGAGUGGAGUCAGCCAUCAAAGCCGUGGUGGAUCUGAACGGACGUUAUUUCGGCGGGCGAGUCGUCAAGGCCUGCUUCUACAAUCUAGACAAGUUCCGGGUUUUGGACCUCGGCGAGCAGGUCUGACGUCUCUCUGGGAAGCUAAACCAGCACCAACAGACACUUUUAGCACACGUCAACUCCCCACUUGUACAUAAACCUUUUUUUAUUUUCCCUGAAGAGCAGCGUCUGUAUGUAGUCUAUCUUGUAGAUGACUGACUGUGAUUAAAAGACACCUUUAUGUCAAGACUAAAUAAAGGGUAUAAACUACUA